This is a messenger RNA of Phytophthora nicotianae INRA-310, 2874 nucleotides long. RefSeq lists its product as hypothetical. The record is from RefSeq and is a predicted model, not a curated record. Gene Ontology annotation, molecular function: protein binding. NCBI's taxonomy places the organism in Eukaryota, Oomycota, Peronosporomycetes, Peronosporales, Peronosporaceae. Bases 199 to 2634 code for a protein of 811 amino acids. The transcript has 2 exons.
AUUUCAGUUGUCAGCUGGUUUUGAGCUGACUGAGGGGGCUCCCAUUUAGGCUAGAGAAAGGAAUAGAGCUGCUGACGAGCACGCGACGGCGCGAUCUGUGCGACGCGAUAGAGAGCGGGGACUCGGUGCACGGCGACAGAGUGACAAGAAGGCUGCGCUAAGAGGUCUGGGAAGGACGGUGUCUAGUCUUCCGCAUCCAUGAAGAAGACAACGUUGUGGAGAAACAACAGCACCAUGUCCACCAACGACAAGGGCGGCAGUACUACAACCACCACAACGACAACUGCCAAAACUGCCAAAACAACGAACAAUAGUAGUAAUUCUUCCAAUGGUACACACAACAGCAAUCGCGGGAGUCGUGGCAGUCGUGGCAGUCGCGGCAGUAGACGCAGCACAGGGAGCGCCACACCCGAGGGUGAUGACAAACUUCCACCCGGCUGGACACGCAAAGAAAGCAAGUCGCAAAAAGGUCGCUACUAUUUCAUUUCCCCCGCUGGCAAGACACAAUGGGUGCCACCUCCCAUGAAAACAUCGAGCGCCAAGAUCAAAAAGACGUACAACUGGAUGAGCGAAGUGGAAAUUUGUUUCCAAGAGGGGCGACUUGGAGUGAGUCUAAGGGAAGUCCAUCAGAUGGAAACCAUUCUGUACCCUCAAUUCCAGGCUGAAGUGGAUGAUUUGCCCAAAAUUAAUGGCAAGGCGGGACCUGCAGAGCUUCACAACUGGAGUGUCAAACCCCACAAGCGACUGACGAUCGGCAUGCGCGUCAUUAGCAUUGAAGACACGUCACUGGCUGGACUCACCUAUAAAGAGGUCGUGGCCAAGUUAAAGAGCGCGUCUCGACCUGUUCGUAUCAAAUUUGCAGAUGUACAGAAGGGAACAGUAGAGGAGAAUGGCGGUCGUAAAUCCGACCCGGACAAAGCCAACAAUGGCGCCGGUAAUGAUGCAGCAGCUACAGGAUCGAGUGCAUAUAUGCAACAAAAGCAGGAAUACACACGUGUACUCGUGACUGGCGAACUGCAUACGGAGAUGUGGACAAUUGAGAACAAGAAGAUGCUGCGCUCAUUAACUUGUAUGCAACACAAGUGGAGUACCGUGUCUGCAGAGUUUGAUGUCCUGAAUACCAAGCGAAUGGAACUGCGGAAAGAAAACGAGAAUCUGAAAAACGACAAGGAAAAAUACGAAGUCAUGAUGAAGAAUCUCAAGUUGCAGGCGACUUAUGCCAUGGAAAACCCCGAACUUGUGCGGGCCAAUGAACUAGCCAAGCGGAACACAGAACUAAACGACGACAUAUCGAAAAUGAGCUCUGGAAACAAGCGACUCCGCAAAGAGAGAGAUACACUGCAAGCUCAGUUAGAUGAACUGGAAAAGCAGCUCGCAAAAGUGGAGCAGAAAGACAAGGAUGAAGAGGAAGAUCGUGUUCCGGAAGAAGAUAUCUUUGGUAUUGAGCCCACAGCUCCUCCUAAGGAGCAACUGUCGGCAUUAAAGAAGAAACGACGUGGACUUGAAGACGAACUGAACAAAGAACAACGCAAGGCGAACAAGGUGCAGAAAGAAAUGGAGCAACUCACUAAGCAUCUUGCCAGUCUCGGUAGUGAGGAGACAGGUCUUAACACAUCGACAUCUUCGUCCUCCUCUUCUCACCAAUCGCAGACUGAUGACAAGGACAAGGCCUCGCUCAGUGCGAGUGGUCAUCACGAAAAAACGAGUAGUAGCAAUGGUACUAGCAAGCCAAAAUCGGAGUUUGCUGACCUCGAAGCGAAGAUCUUGGAGCUGCGUAAGAAGCAGCGAUCUGUGGUGGAUACGCUAUCCAAGGCAGCCCAAUCGGGUGACCAUAAACUUGCGAAGGAGUGUCAGCGAAGGCGUCAAAAGAUCAAGGAAGAGCUUAAGGAAGCACAGGAUGAGCUCCACAGACUUAAAACUAAGGGCAAGUCAGGGACAGCGUCUUCACGGGGCGACUCUCGCAAACCAAAGCCGUCGACCGAGUCGUCAAGCGACUCGAGUCGUCAGCGCUCGCCUUCAGACUCGAAGAAAUCGAAACGUUCAGGGUCAAUUAGCAAGGACCAUUCGAGUCCGUCUACUCCUGACACAAGCGCUGACACCUCAACGCCUGGAAGUACUCGAGGGAAGAUGCCGAUGCUGAGUGGUUUCUUAGACAAGGGUCCGACCGAGUGGGCUGACCGCGGCAUCAUCAGCGGCAUGAAGACCAUGCGUGGCGCCCGUGAGCGAUGGUGCGUUAUCACCGCCGAUGGAUUCCUCAAAUACUACAAGCGACGUGGUGAUUCGGUCGUGCGUGGCGAGAUCAACCUGGCCGACAAGAGUUUCGAGGUGGUGUGUGAGGAUCUCAGAUACGGCAAGGAGUUUGUGCUGUGUACGGACGAGCAGCAGUCGCAUUUCUUCACAAAGAGCCCUCAGGAGCUCAACAAUUGGGUGAAAACAUUGCGUGCUGCGAACGCCUAUUUACUCAAUGCUGCUGCCCCACCACUACCGCCGCCUCGGCCUCGUGGCGAUACGGACAAGCAGAUGCUUGCUCGUGGCGACAGCAAGCAAGCAAAGGAGUUCAAUCUCGACGGACUGGAAGAAUCUUUGCCCGAAGAGGACGAGCAGUUUUAUGGGCGUGCUACCUUGGGUUUCUAAAGAAUUGGUGGCUGUUGCCGCUUAGUGCUGGCACUAAAUGUAAUGACUGGUUGUUAUGUCACCCAUCGCUUAGAUCUCUCUCAACUUUAUUGCUCCUGGGAAGUGUAUCGCUCUGGGAACUGCUUUUCACUCGAUUAACACCAAAAGUUUGCCACUUGAUUCCCAAAUCACAUGAAAUGCAUUUCCGCCCGCCAAAACCUGAAACUUGUCAGGAUUUUUGGCGUUUACUCUUUUCUCGAC